UCUCUCUCAUGUUAGAGACUUUCCUCAAAUGUCUCGUGAUCCACUGUUCUGAGCUCUGGAUGUAUUUAAAAGUAAAACUCUAAAAAUCUGAUUGCAGUUUCUUUCUCUUUGUGUGAGCAAAGCUUGCUGACUGAAAAGCUUCCCUAUAAUGAGACCUCAUAUUUAGGAACCUCUUACAUUUCUGUACCUAUAGGUCUUUUCUCUGGGGUCUCAGAAAAAAAUCCUUCAAUAUCCUGCCUGCUGGUUAUCUGAGAACAGGGUGGGAGAAAGGAAGUGAGAGUUCCACAGGCAUCGCAAUGUCGGUGGGUGGCCCAUCUAGGCAGGCAGCCCUGCUCCCCCUCCUUUUGGCUGUGGUGUUGCCUUUGUCCUGCUCAACCAUAUCCAUAGAUGAGGCACGGAAUGAGCUGAUAAAGAGAGAGAAGAUGGCACGGCUGGGUGGGCAACUUGUGCUGAAGGAAGAAGAGGAACAGGCCAAUGGGAAGCUCAUGACAUUCAAAAAGGCUGAGAUAACCGAGGCCAUGAGGACCCAGAGGUUCCCACCCAGCAUGCACUUUUUCCAGGCCAAGAAACUCAUUGAGGAAAGUGAGGUGUUCCAUAUCCUGAAGAAGAUGCCAAAAGGGGCUGCCUUACACCUCCAUGACUUUGGCAUGGUGGAUGUGGACUGGCUGGUGAAAAAUGUCACCUACAGGCCCCACUGCCAUAUCUGUUUCACUGCAAAAGGGACCUUGUGGUUCAAAUUUGCUCACCCAACCCCUCCCACCCCCAGUCAAGAAGGAUGUUCAAAGUGGAUUUUGCUGGAGCAGUAUAGAAAAGAUCUGAAGAACGUCACUGAGUUUGACAACAGCUUGCUGAAGAAUUUCACUCUGAUGACUGAGAACCCCGAGAUGACUUAUGCAAACCAAAGUGCUGUUUGGGCAAGGUUUGAAACCAUCUUCACGACAAUCACUGGCCUUGUCCAUUACGCACCAGUGUUUAGAGACUACAUCUUCCAGGGCCUGGAGGAAUUCUACCUGGACAACGUGAUCUACUUGGAGCUCAGAGCCAAGCUGUCUCAGGUGUACGAACUGAACGGGGAGACGCAUGACGAAGCGUGGAGCGUGAAGACUUACAAGGAAGUGGCUGAGGUAUUUGCGAAGGAUCAUCCUGAUUUUCUUGGACUCAAGCUCAUUUAUUCGGAUCGCAGAUUCAAGAAUGUAUCUGUCAUCAAAACAUCCGUCAAAACAGCCAUGGCUCUUCGAACCAGUUUCCCCACGAUGGUGGCAGGGUUUGACUUGGUGGGGCAUGAGGACACUGGACACACCUUGUACUACUACAGGGACGCUCUGCUGAUUCCAACUUUGGAAGGCGUUAAACUACCAUACUUUUUACAUGCUGGAGAGACAGACUGGCAGGGUACUUCCAUAGACGAUAACCUUCUGGAUGCCCUGAUACUGAACUCUACCAGGAUUGGACACGGAUUUGCUUUGAGCAAACACCCAGCAGUCAUGGAAGAUUUAAAGAAAAGGGACAUCCCCAUAGAAGUCUGUCCCAUCUCCAACCAGGUUCUGAAGUUAGUGACUGACCUGAGAAUCCACCCUGCAACUGCUUUCAUGGCUGUUGGGUACCCCAUGGUGAUCAGCUCUGAUGACCCAGCUUUCUUUGGUGCCAAAGGCUUGACCCAUGAUUUCUAUGAGGUCUUCAUGGGCAUUGGGGGGAUGGAUGCUGACCUGAGGACACUCAAACAGCUGGCCACUAACUCCAUCAAAUACAGCGCCAUGUUGCCUACUGAGAAAAAGACUGCCAUGAAGAUCUGGGAGAAGACAUGGGAUAAUUUUAUACAUGACCUGAUUAAGAAGUGAGGAGAAGACAGCCAUUCCCCAGCUAUUCUCCUGCUUCCCUUCAUAAAAAAAAGAAAAAAAUUUUAGCCAAUCUCAAAAAGAGUUACCCUGUACCAGCUAUCUUUACUUUUUGUUAAUCAUUCUCAAAACCACUCCAAUAUAGUCUCCAUUACUUUAUCAAAACUGA
This is a messenger RNA of Loxodonta africana (African savanna elephant), 2004 nucleotides long. It is a transcript of the gene ADA2, whose product is annotated as adenosine deaminase 2. The transcript has 10 exons. Gene Ontology annotation, molecular function: adenosine deaminase activity. Gene Ontology annotation, biological process: adenosine catabolic process; inosine biosynthetic process. The record is from RefSeq and is a predicted model, not a curated record. The coding region runs from base 297 to 1838 and encodes 513 amino acids. NCBI's taxonomy places the organism in Eukaryota, Metazoa, Chordata, Mammalia, Proboscidea, Elephantidae.